UGUCUUUAAAUACCGGAGACUCCCCCCUCUGCAGCAACCACUUCUGCGGACAAGCGGCCCCGGAGCAGCUACAGACCCGUGUUCCCACCUGCCUACGUGAAGCCUGACGAUGUCCACCAAGGAGAAGCUGAUCAGCCAUGUGAUGAAGGAGGAGCCUGUUGGCAGCAAGAGCAAAGUGACGGUGGUGGGUGUCGGCAUGGUGGGCAUGGCCUGUGCCAUCAGCGUACUGCUCAAGGACUUGUGUGAUGAGCUGGCCCUUGUUGAUGUGAUGGAGGACAAGUUGAAAGGCGAGGUCAUGGACCUGCAGCACGGAUCCCUCUUUCUCAAGACACACAAGAUUGUAGCAGACAAAGACUACAGUGUGACAGUCAACUCCAAAGUGGUGGUGGUGACAGCCGGUGCCCGCCAGCUGGAGGGCGAGAGCCGCCUUAACCUGGUGCAGCGCAACGUCAACAUCUUCAAGUUCAUCAUCCCAAACAUCGUCAAGUACAGCCCCAACUGCAUCAUCCUGGUGGUGUCCAACCCAGUGGACAUCCUGACCUACGUGGCCUGGAAGCUGAGUGGUUUCCCCCGUCACCGCGUCAUUGGCUCUGGCACCAACCUGGACUCCGCCCGGUUCCGCCACCUCAUGGGAGAGAAGCUCAACAUCCACCCUUCCAGCUGCCACGGCUGGAUCAUCGGAGAGCAUGGAGACUCCAGUGUGCCCGUGUGGAGCGGUGUGAAUGUUGCCGGAGUUUCUCUGCAGGGCCUCAACCCACAGAUGGGGGCCGAGGACGACAGUGAGAACUGGAAGGCUGUGCAUAAAUUGGUGGUUGAUGGGGCCUACGAGGUUAUCAGGCUGAAGGGCUACACCUCCUGGGCCAUUGGUAUGUCCGUGGCUGACCUGGUGGAAAGCAUCCUCAAGAACAUGCACAAAGUGCACCCUGUGUCCACACUGGUCCAGGGCAUGCACGGCGUGAAGGACGAGGUCUUCCUGAGCAUCCCGUGUGUCCUGGGCAACAGCGGCCUGACGGAUGUGAUUCACAUGACACUGAAGCCCGACGAAGAGAAGCAGCUGGUGAACAGCGCUGAGACCCUGUGGGGCGUCCAGAAGGAGCUCAGCCUCUGAAUACUCCGAUGCGCUCUGAAGCCACCCCCUACACCGUGUGGUUGUCUGCCUCCUUUGCCCCUUCACAGUCCAAUGAAACAUCGGGAUAUCUCAAAAGGUUUAGUGUGUAAGCUAGAUGGUUCUUUCAGAUAUUCACGUAUGGGUGUCACUUUCCUUCUGUCCUCCUUCCUCCAUGACUGAAUUCUCAGAAACCUAACUUCCCCCCUUCAGCCUGUGCGCUCACCCGCCGUCUAUCGUCUCUUUGUCGCCUCUGCAUAUUGCGUUUACAUUCUAUGUACUGUAUAUGUUAACUGCACUGAUGUUGUUUCUUCUGUACACUCAGUUUUCGUAGUUUAUAUUUAUUCUGUGAUUGUUGCCAGCUGUUUUUCACCUCUUGGAAAACUCAGUUUUAUUUGGAGUAUAAUGGGGACAUUCCAUUCCCCGUGAGGAGGCCUUCGCAUCAAGCUGUAGUCACGAUGACACGGCUGCAUAGCACUGGGUACCAACGUAUCUUAUUAUUUGAGAAAGGCAAUGCUACCUUUACUGGUCGGCAGUGAAGGCUUCGUCACAAGCAAAACCACAAGUGCACUAACUUCUAAGAUUUACUUAACCUCAGCAAAGAGAUGAGAGAAUCAGUGCAAAUAGUCAGCCACACUUAUGGCCUGGGGGUCAGGUUAUGAAUGUUAACAGAAUGUAAUGAACUUGUAUUUAUUUUUACUCCAACAGACUGCUAAAAAGUAUAUCAAGAGAAUAAUGAUGGUAUUAUUUAUAGCUGUUAAUACUUUUAAGAUAUAUUUAUGUCUUACCGUUACAACUUGAGACAUGGUUUAUUAAUCACGGAACUCACUGAGAAACUGCACCUGUCAUGGCAGCUGUGUAUUGAUAUAUAUUUGUCGUAACAUCCAAUAAAUCUGGAAUACUGUU
Molecule: messenger RNA, 2011 nt
Organism: Pseudoliparis swirei
Lineage: Eukaryota; Metazoa; Chordata; Actinopteri; Perciformes; Liparidae
Product: L-lactate dehydrogenase A chain
Exons: 8
Coding region: 110-1108 (332 amino acids)
Biological process (GO): carboxylic acid metabolic process
Cellular component (GO): cytoplasm
Molecular function (GO): L-lactate dehydrogenase (NAD+) activity
Source: RefSeq, a predicted model, not a curated record